AAGAAUCCAUUCGCAAAAGUUGUGUAGUUCUUGGUAAUUCCGCUAGGAGCGCUAGUUGUGGAUGAAGAAAAACUGUAGUUCUGAAAUAAAUCUUUAGAGUGCGCUAGCUAAGUUUUUCUGUGAUGCUGCCUAAAACGUCGAACACAAAAAGCCCAUAAGCUUGUUUGAAAUUCGCGCGAAAUAAAAAAAUCCAUUUCAGCGUCGAUCGUUGAAUACAAAAGUGGUUACAAUAAUUUUAAAAAUAUUAAUCGAAUUAGCGUUAAAAUAAUUAUAAAGUUUGUUAAAUACGUUCAUCUAUAACUAAUACGCGUCCCGCAUCGGGUUACCAUAUAUCGCAACAUUCCGUAAUUUCCAACAGUACGAUUUCAAGAUGUCUCACAAGGAGUUCUACUAUUCACCGAAAUACUACGAUGAUAAAUACGAAUACAGACAUGUUGUUUUACCUAAAGAAAUCGCUAGACUCGUAUCGAAAACUGAACUGAUGUCUGAAGCUGAAUGGCGAGCAAUAGGUGUUCAAAUGAGUCCAGGAUGGGUCCAUUACAUGAUUCACAGACCAGAGCCCCAUAUUUUAUUGUUCAAAAGACCGGUCACGAAGUAAUUCCGCAUCAGCUGUGUCGUUUUUCUAUUUAUAAUUAUUAAGAGAGGCUGUAUACGAUGAACUUAAGAUAAACAGAAACAAACGCUUAAUAGGUCGAUUGCCUAAAUUACGGGGUAAUUUUUUAUAAUCAUAUUUUUAUACCUAUCGUACGUUUAUGCUAUAGAAACUCUUAUUUUAUCGUUUCAUUUUAAAUUGCGUUCUUCCAAUCUCUUACCAGGAUGAAAAUUUUCGUUUUUAUCCCCGAUCUGUGUUAAUAUACCUACUACUUCGUUUUAAAAUAAUUUAUGGUCCUUUUUUUUUUUAGUCGAUUAUUGAGAUAACGUUAUUGGUAAAAUUUUUCUAAGACGUGUAAAAUAAUUGGUAAUACUUUUUUUUUAUACUAGGUAUGUUUUAAACAUUUAAAUUUGUAAAUAAUUGUAUUUUGUCUAGUAGUAGCUUUGAUAAGCGAAGUGAGUUCUUGUUUUAAUAAAUUUCUUGUCUAUUUAUAA
Molecule: messenger RNA, 1086 nt
Organism: Planococcus citri (citrus mealybug)
Lineage: Eukaryota; Metazoa; Arthropoda; Insecta; Hemiptera; Pseudococcidae
Gene: Cks30A
Product: Cyclin-dependent kinase subunit 30A
Exons: 3
Coding region: 371-598 (75 amino acids)
Biological process (GO): regulation of mitotic cell cycle
Cellular component (GO): SCF ubiquitin ligase complex; cyclin-dependent protein kinase holoenzyme complex
Molecular function (GO): histone binding; protein kinase binding; ubiquitin binding
Source: RefSeq, a predicted model, not a curated record